Messenger RNA from Triticum aestivum (bread wheat), 1681 nucleotides. RefSeq names its product amino acid permease 1. Bases 686 to 1117 code for a protein of 143 amino acids. The record is from RefSeq and is a predicted model, not a curated record. The transcript is spliced from 6 exons. NCBI's taxonomy places the organism in Eukaryota, Viridiplantae, Streptophyta, Magnoliopsida, Poales, Poaceae.
CUCAACUCCUCACUUCCCCCGCCGCCUGCUCUCCUACUCGGCUACUCUCCCCGCCACAUCCUCAUCUUUGCACGUUGUCGCACGCCGCCUCCACUCCAGCGCGCCUUCAUACCCCACCUCUUCUCCCGCCUCGACAUGGCCCGGCGCCUCCUCCUCCCUUCCCCCACCUCCGGCCUCGCCCCGUCGCCUCUUUCCCCACCACGGCGCAUCUACGUGGGGACGGCGCUUCGAUCCGGAGCUCAAUGGCAUCCCACAACCGCGAGCACCUCAGGCUCAAGCGGCACCAGAUGGAGCAGAUUCGCGUUGUCGUCAAGGGUCAUGGAGCUCAGGACGCCGCGCUCCCCCCUGCUCCGACGCCAGCAAGCACCACCAAGUCAACUCGAUGCAUGGGGAGGAGGAUUCCUGUUCUCAAGACGCCGUGCCGCCAUGGAAGGCACAAAUAUGGCUCACAUUGUGUUCCCCUCAAGAAAAGAAAAGAAAAAAGAAAGAAAAGAAAAGAUGGUGCUCACUUCCAAGUCGUACGAUUCAGAUAUGAUUGUUUCUGGAUGAUAAAAAGUGACAGGCGCCAAGUUAUUAUUUGGUGGCCACAUCUCAUGGGAGGUGUUGUGUCAACUGCAUUGGCCUACAAUUCGUGGGAUUCAAAUUUGGAGUAAUACAUCUUGCCCAGUUUCACCGUGUGGAAUACAUGGGCUGGGUCCUCGGCCCCAUCGCCCUCAUCGCCUGCGCCUACAUCACCUAUUACUCCGCUGUCCUCCUCUCCGACUGCUACCGCUCGCCGGAACCCGUCCGCGGCAAACGGAACUACGUACAUUUGUACAUGGACGCCGUCCGCCCCUGUCUCGGGCCUGGAAAUCUAGCGCUGUGUGGCAAGGAACUACAUGAUUCUUUAUGCAUCAACAGUUGCCACGGGCAUCAUGUCCGUGGUGCCCAGCAACUGGCGCCAUUAGAAGGGCCACGAUGCAAACUGCAGCCAAGAUGGGACGAUGUAACUGGUGAUGUUUGGCCUCGACAAGUCGUCCUCGCGCAGCUGCUGGGCCUGGAGAUCGGCACCUUCGUCUCCAUCGUCGCGGCCAUCAUGUCCUUCACAUACUUCUUCGUUGUGCCGACCUGCGCGUAAGGAAAGGGCGGAGGCGGCGUGCGGCCACGUGCGUCAGUCGGCGACCAAGGAGCGGCAGGCGGUGACCUGUGCGUAAGGAGUGGCCGGCGAGCGGCGGAGGCCAACGCGGAACGGUGGCGAUGAUGGGCCGGAAAGCGGCGGAGGCCAACGCGGAACGGUGGUGACGAUGGGCCGCCGUCUGACCCUCCAACACCGCCGCCUCUCACAGUGCCUCUUUUUUCGUUGUCGCCACCGAUCUCCGUCGUCGCCAUCGAUCCGUGUCGGAGGCCCAUGUGGCAUGGGGCGUAGGAGCGUCCGGCGGGCAAAGGCAGGCGACAUGGUCGCGGGGCAGUUGUUUUGAGCGAGCACGAGCAACACAUCACACAAAUUAAGGGGAUCUGAUUGCAUUCAGUUUCCUAUUUUCGUGCCUGAUUGCGGACGUGGGACGGGCGGGCGGCAGAGUUUUCGUCCGCCAGGGGAAAUUUGUAAAGGCACUCUUGACUCACGGGCAAUGUAAUCUGGACGGCUGAUAAAAUUAAGUGAUUCUCAUCCUAAGGCUAUAAUUAGUGAGGGAUGUUACGUGUA